CGGGCGGGGAGGGGGCUGGAGGUCCCAGGCCCGAGGGCAUGGAGCGGUUAGGGGAGAAAGCCAGUCGCCUGCUGGAGAAGUUAAGGCUCUCGGACUCCGGCAGCGCCAAGUUCGGCCGCAGAAAGGGUGAAUCUAGCCGGUCUGGGUCUGAUGGGACCCCCGGGCCGGGCAAGGGGCGCCUGAGUGGGUUGGGGGUUCCUAGGAAAUCAGGGCCCCGUGGAGCUACUGGGGGACCUGGGGAUGAGCCGUUGGAGCCAGCCCGGGAGCAGGGCCCCCUGGACGCUGAGCGGAACCCGCGCGGCUCCUUUGAAGCGCAGCGCUACGAAGGGUCCUUUCCCGGGGGGCCGCCUCCCACCCGGGCCUUGCCUCUACCUCAGUCAUUGCCCCCCGACUUUCGGCUGGAGACCACGGCCCCAGCUCUAAGCCCCCGCUCCAGUUUCGCCAGUAGCUCAGCCAGCGACGCCAGCAAGCCGUCCAGCCCCCGCGGCAGCCUGCUGCUGGACGGGGCGGGGGCAGGCGGAGCCGGAGGUAGCCGACCCUGCAGCAAUCGUACCAGCGGCAUCAGCAUGGGCUACGACCAGCGCCACGGCAGCCCCCUGCCCGCCGGGCCCUGCCUGUUUGGCCCUCCCCUGGCUGGAGCUCCAGCGGGCUAUUCCCCUGGAGGGGUGCCGUCCGCCUACCCGGAGCUCCACGCUGCCCUGGACCGACUGUGCGCUCACCGGCCUGCGGGGUUCGGCUGCCAGGAAAGUCGCCACUCAUAUCCCCCGGCCCUGGGCAGCCCCGGAGCUCUAGCCGGGGCCGGAGUGGGAGCGGCAGGGCCCUUGGAGAGACGCGGGGCGCAACCCGGACGACACUCAGUGACCGGCUACGGGGACUGCGCCGCGGGCGCCCGAUACCAGGAUGAGCUAACAGCGUUGCUGCGCCUGACGGUGGGCACGGGGGGGCGAGAAGCCGGCGCCCGCGGGGAACCCUCGGGGAUUGAGCCGUCGGGUCUCGAGGAGCCGCCGGGUCCGUUUGUUCCAGAGGCCGCCCGGGCCCGGAUGCGGGAGCCGGAGGCCAGAGAGGACUACUUCGGCACCUGUAUUAAGUGCAACAAAGGCAUCUAUGGGCAGAGCAACGCCUGCCAGGCCCUGGACAGUCUCUACCACACCCAGUGCUUUGUCUGCUGCUCCUGUGGGCGAACUUUGCGCUGCAAGGCUUUCUACAGCGUCAAUGGCUCCGUGUACUGUGAGGAAGAUUAUCUGUUUUCAGGGUUUCAGGAGGCAGCUGAGAAAUGCUGUGUCUGUGGUCACUUGAUUUUGGAGAAGAUCCUGCAGGCCAUGGGGAAGUCCUAUCACCCAGGCUGCUUCCGAUGCAUCGUUUGCAACAAGUGUCUAGAUGGCAUCCCCUUCACAGUGGACUUCUCCAACCAGGUGUACUGUGUCACUGACUACCACAAAAAUUAUGCUCCUAAGUGUGCGGCCUGUGGCCAGCCCAUCCUCCCCUCAGAGGGCUGUGAGGACAUUGUGAGGGUGAUAUCCAUGGACCGAGAUUAUCACUUUGAGUGCUACCACUGUGAGGACUGCCGGAUGCAGCUGAGUGACGAGGAAGGCUGCUGCUGCUUCCCUCUGGAUGGGCACUUGCUCUGCCACGGCUGUCACAUGCAGCGGCUCAGUGCCCGACAGCCCCCUGCCAACUAUAUCUGAACUGCGGUCACCGCUGCUGCCUUCGCCACCCCUGACAAACUCCUCUGGCCAGAGGGCCCCUCUGAGGCCAGCCGAGGCCAGGAACGCACUCCCAGGUCAGGCAGAAGAGUCCUCUGGGGAGGGCCCCAUGGGCCAGAGACCCAAAGAUACGACAUUCCAAAUGGACUGUGGAGAAGGACCCUUCCGAUUGCCAUGGUGGGGUGACUGGCUUUCUUCCCAUGUGCACAACCUGUGCUGUAGCAUAUACUCGGGUAUGCACAGGCAGGUUCCAGGACUUUCUAAAGGUCUGGUUCUAGUCUGUAUCUCCAGUAUCCGUUUAUGCAUAAGUCAAGCAAUGUUCCGGCUUUGGAUUAUAGGAAGAGAGGACAUUAUGAACACUCCUCACUCUUUUGCACCCCUCAUGUGGGUCAGAUACAGAGUCAGCAGG
Molecule: messenger RNA, 2112 nt
Organism: Odobenus rosmarus divergens (Pacific walrus)
Lineage: Eukaryota; Metazoa; Chordata; Mammalia; Carnivora; Odobenidae
Gene: AJUBA
Product: ajuba LIM protein
Exons: 8
Coding region: 39-1685 (548 amino acids)
Biological process (GO): regulation of DNA-templated transcription; cytoskeleton organization; response to hypoxia
Cellular component (GO): adherens junction; transcription regulator complex; nucleus
Molecular function (GO): transcription corepressor activity
Source: RefSeq, a predicted model, not a curated record